CACGUAUGUAAUAUGCUUUGUGAGAACAUUCCUUAGAAAUAUCUCGUCAAAAAUCGUAACUUGGAACUUAUGGCUACGAUCAAAUGACGUAAUGGAAGAACUUACACAACCUAAAAUUUACAGAUUGAAUAAAACGCGGAAAGUCUUGUGAUAUAAAAGAAUAGGUCACGUGAGGAGUAAAACUUUGUUCAAAUCUUGUUGGUGACGUAUGUAGCCACAUAACCUUUAUUUAGGACCUGAUCUUAAACAACCAACUUUAUGUCUGAGGAUUUUCAACGAGCGCUGGCGGAGAGGUUCGGACCCAAUCAUACCAGCGUUGUAACACAACCAACGCUGGAUUUGGAGAAGCCUGACCCAUUCAGUCCGCCAGUUUUUAACAGAUCGCAGACACAAGCGAGUCCUAUGAAAUCUAAUAGAACAUCUUUAACACCACAAUUUCAGAAUUUGGGUAAAUCGAAUUAUGUUUCGCCAAAUCGCGGUGAUCAAGCUCUUUAUACGGGUUCGCCGUCAAAAGACAAUGAUCUGAACGAAUUUGAGAAAGCCAUUGGAAGUUCAGAUAAGCUGAAAAGAAGGACUAGCUUAUCCAGAGACGCUCAUACUGCUGGACUUACAGACAAAGGCCCUGCCUUCAAGAAAGCCUCACCAAGUCCAUCGCCUGCCCAACUUGGCAGACCACCACCAUUCAAUUUAAAAGCUCCUCCGAUGCCCCGCCAGGCUACCUUUUCAGCACCAUCGACUAGUCAAGGCACCGUCGACAUACGUCACGCUGAACUCCACAAGCUAAUAGAGGCGAUUAGGCAAGAUCCGGAGAUUGUCAAAAAAGAAAUAUUAGUUAUAGACCUUAGAUCAUAUGGAUCUUACUGCCAAACACGUGUUCCAGGAGCUGUUAGCGUUUGCUUACCUUCUACCUUACUCAGAAGACCUGUGUUCACUUUAGACAAAAUUAUCAACAUGAUUUCAGAUCCUAGCGAUAAAGCCAAAUUGGAGGGCUACGAACGGGCAAAGACUAUCGUUGCUUAUGAUAAUGACACGAGCUACGUCGGUGAAGGUAUAUCAGGUAAUUCGGCAGCUCUGCUUGGUGUUUUCAAGAAAUUCAGAGAUGCAGGAGCAACAGCUAGUCUUGAGUAUAUCCAAGGCGGUUUUGUGGCAUACAGUCGUGCAGAAGGUGCUCCAAUUGAAGAUACUCCAAAGUCGACUGGAAAUGGUCCAUCAGAUGGCAAAACUGAAAAUACUUUCGUUCAACCUCGCCAUCUCCCAAUUACUGCCUUUCAGGGUAUCUCCACAACCACAAAUAAGAGCAGUCCACGGCACGGUCAGAUCAACACAAGCAAAUUUGCAGCCAACCCAUUCUUCGACAGUGUCAGGCAGAAUAGAGAACUUGCUAAUGGGAUGUCUCAAGAGCGUAUCCCUAUGAAUAUCUCAGACGACGUGAAGACUAAUUCUUACAAGUUGCCCCAAUUCCUUAAAAGGAUUGUCGACAUGUCUGAAAAAGAUGCUAGCGAUGAGCUUGCACAUCAAUUCUAUAGACUAGAAGUAUCAGAACAAAAGAGAAUGAUGGAGGUUUUUGAAUGGCUUUCUAAUAACUCACAAACACUUGAUAAUAAAGGCAACCAGUCCGCUUCACUUGGAAGUAAAGAGCGCGAUAAUACUUUCGUUCAUGGCAAAGAGAGGAAGAUUGAUAGAUACAGUAUUGGUGCGGGAGUUGAACUCGGUCAUAAGAACAGGUAUAGGAAUAUCUAUCCCUUUGAACAUACACGCGUAAAGCUUAAGUCUCCUGAGAUUGAUGGAAAUGAUUAUGUUAAUGCUAGUCACGUGCUUCCUGGUAUAGGCUAUUAUGGAAAUGACGGUCUUGCACCAACUCCACUUUACGCUAAUCCAGCUCCACCAGCCGCUGCUGGGAAGAGCGAUAUCUCAAACAAAACUAGAAACGCUCGUAAAGAUCUAAUGCAUCAUACGAAACGCUAUAUUGCUACACAAGGACCUAUGGAAUCCACACUUAAUGAUUUCUGGCAAGUAUGUUGGGAGCAGGAUGUGAAUAUAAUUAUAAUGCUUACAAAGCAACGCGAAGGUGGAUUAGACAAAUGUUGUCGUUACUGGUCAGAUAGAAAAGUCGGUGAUAUUGAAAUCAGCUUGAUUAAGAUGGAAGGGGAUGAAGGAGAUGAAAAGGUCAAAGGACCUUCCAAAAACUCCUACGUCGGUGAAGACAGUUCAACUGAAACAGCGAGUAAAGAAAAGUUUGAAACGUCGUUCGUAAGACGUGACCUGCGAUUAAGGAAUCUUAAACUCAAUCAAGAAAAAACUAUUUCUCAAUUCCAAUAUCUCGGAUGGCCAGAUUUUGACAUACCUUCGCAACCUGAUGCUUUAUUACCUUUAAUAUCGACCGUUAAUAAGCUCUACGAUUGGAAUAGGGGGCCUAUAGUAGUACAUUGCAGUGCGGGUGUAGGUCGUACAGGAUCUUACGUAGCUUUGGACACCAUGCUUGACCUCUUACGAGAGGAAAGAAGGAAACCGAAAUCAGGUGACAGUGAAUCGGAUGAAAUGCAAGUGGAUACUACUAUGCGGUCAGAUAUGACAGAAACUGAUCCAGGCAUGCGCAAGGAUACUAAGGAUAGCGUGACUAUGGAUGAGCACGAUGAUGUCAAUAUGGAAGUUGAGAGGCAGACGACUAGCAAAGAUAUUGGACAGAAGGAUGACUUCCCAUUUGGACCACCAUCACCACCGGAGAACCUCCGGAGGAAGCUUUCGAGCAUGUCAUCACAAGCGUCUGGAAUAAGUGAUGGUGAAGACGUCGGACAGAAGCUAAAAUGGUCAAAUUUGGAAGGCAAGCGAGAGGAGCAUAACAACUGUCAGAUAGUCGAAGGAUUACACGAACCUGUGUGUGAUGUAAUCGAAGACCUGCGCGAACAAAGGAUGUCUAUGGUUUCGACACUACGUCAAUACGUCUACGUCCACUCAGCGGUGAUAGCCGGUGUGAUGAAUGAGAUUGAGAAUGAGAAAUAAUAAGUGUAAUAAUGUAUUUUAGUAAAUUAAGAUUUUAUUUUACCUUCUUUG
Wallemia mellicola CBS 633.66 is the source of this 3051-nucleotide messenger RNA. Its product is annotated as phosphatases II. Bases 259 to 3000 code for a protein of 913 amino acids. Gene Ontology annotation, biological process: protein dephosphorylation. The record is from RefSeq and is a predicted model, not a curated record. Lineage: Eukaryota; Fungi; Basidiomycota; Wallemiomycetes; Wallemiales; Wallemiaceae. The transcript is spliced from 3 exons. Gene Ontology annotation, molecular function: protein tyrosine phosphatase activity.